Messenger RNA from Acipenser ruthenus (sterlet), 6289 nucleotides. RefSeq names its product transcription factor SOX-10-like. The transcript is spliced from 4 exons. Gene Ontology annotation, cellular component: nucleus. Gene Ontology annotation, molecular function: RNA polymerase II cis-regulatory region sequence-specific DNA binding; DNA-binding transcription factor activity, RNA polymerase II-specific. Bases 981 to 2396 code for a protein of 471 amino acids. The record is from RefSeq and is a predicted model, not a curated record. NCBI's taxonomy places the organism in Eukaryota, Metazoa, Chordata, Actinopteri, Acipenseriformes, Acipenseridae. Gene Ontology annotation, biological process: enteric nervous system development; negative regulation of transcription by RNA polymerase II; morphogenesis of an epithelium.
GACAGACAGCCACAUAUAGGUUACGAUAUAUUUAGUUUAUAAUUUAUAUUAAGUUGAAUUAGACGUGUAUUUAUAUUUUUUAGACUUCUUGCAUAAGCUGUCCUGUAAUAUGAUUGCGAAGUCUAUUUUUAUUUUAUGAAUGACUUGUAGUCGACGCGUUUGUCCAAAUGAUUUGUUUGUGCUGUGGACUUAAGUUGGAGACCGCUCGUUAUUAAGAAGCAACAGUACGUAUUACAAGUAGUAGUAAAUAAUAAUAAUAAUAAUAAUAAUAAUAAUAAUAAUAAUACUGCACUAUCGAUAGAAAACAUUAUAAAGUUAUUGUUUAAAUCCGGUUCAAGCUUUUUUGUGACAUUUUACAGUGUGUGUAGCCUAUAGAUAGAUAGAUAUAAUGGAUAUUUGAAGAAAAACAAAUUUGAAAACGAUCUAUUUCACUAGCUUUUCUUAUGAUUUGUUUAUAUAUAAUCUUUUUGUUAGCACUUUGAGUCAAAUCAAUCAAUAUUUUUCCAUGAUUGUUUUGCUAUACUAGGCAACAAUAAGGGUUAUUAUCGAUGUGAUAUUAUAAAACGGACUUUCUGAAAAAAGUAGGCAUAUCAGGUCAAAUAAUUAACGGUUUGAUUUCAACAACAACAAAACAACUGGAAAAGGAAAACUGCGGUUUGAAUUACCAAGGGGGUGAAAAAGGAGACGGUUUUGAAGUGACGUUUCAAAAUCCCUUUCAUGGUUUUACAAUUACCAGACCUUAGCAAGACCAAACCAACUGAAGAAAAUAUGAAAAUAAAUUAAUAUAAAAAAUAUAUACAUAAAAAGCUUUAAGUGUAAAACGUAUGGUAAAUCGGUGAGCAAAUAUAAGUCAGAGGCCUAUGUGAAUAUAGGCCUGACAUUAUCAAAUAAGAAAAAGGCGCGUUUUCGCUUCAUUUGCAGCACAACACAUAAGCUACCGAGGGAGGCGGGAGGCAGGCAGACAAGCUAAUUCGGCGAAGAUGUCGGGUGAGGACCACAGUUUAUCAGAGGUGGAAAUGAGCCCCGGGGUCUCGGAAGACGGACAUUCCUUGUCUCCGGGUCCCGCCUCAAGCGCAGCCGGCGGGGAGUCGCCUUUACCCGGGCAGCAGGACUCACGCGAGCCGGGGCAUGCGGGCGGCGUCGAAGGGAUCACCGUGAAAUCGGAAGCGGACGAUGACCGGUUUCCGAUCGGGAUUAGAGAAGCUGUCAGCCAGGUGCUGAACGGCUAUGACUGGACUCUGGUGCCCAUGCCUGUGCGGGUCAGCUCCGGGAACAAAAACAAGCCACACGUGAAGAGGCCGAUGAACGCGUUCAUGGUUUGGGCCCAGGCAGCGCGGAGGAAACUGGCUGACCAGUACCCGCACCUGCACAACGCGGAGCUCAGCAAGACCCUGGGCAAGCUGUGGAGGCUGCUGAACGAGAGUGACAAGCGGCCCUUCAUCGAGGAGGCGGAGCGACUGCGCAUGCAGCACAAGAAGGACCACCCCGAGUACAAAUACCAGCCGCGCCGCCGCAAGAACGGCAAAUCAGGAGCCGGCUCUGAGGGCGACGCCCACUCCGAGGGCGAGGCCACACCCAGCGGCCAACCGCUCUUCAAGAGCCUGCACCUGGAACACGCCCACUCCGCGGGGGCGGGCUCUCCGCUCUCUGAUGGGCUCCACCCCCAUCCAGCAGGUCAAACCCACAGCCCUCCCACUCCGCCCACCACCCCCAAAACCGAACUCCAGUCUGGCAAAUCCUCGGAUGGCAAGCGCGGGGAGCGCUCCCUGGGGGUGGGGGGCGAGGGGAGCGGGGCUAGCGGACCAGGCAAACCCCACCUGGAUUUUGGGAGCAUGGAUAUCGGGGAGAUCAGCCACGAGGUCAUGUCAACCAUGGAGCCCUUCGACGUCAACGAGUUUGACCAGUACCUGCCUCCCAACGGGCACUCUGCGGGGCAGCCCGGGGGGUCCUCGUACCCGUACGGGAUCACCAGUGCCCUGGCAGCGGCGGGGGGUCACUCCGCGGCCUGGCUGUCCAAACACCACCACCACCAUCACCACCACCACUCCCCGGCCAGCUCCAAUGAACCCGGGAAGGCUCCUGUCAAGAGUGAGUCCGGCUUCCCAGAACAGCCCAGCGGCUCCCAGCUCACCUACACCUCCCUCAGCCUCCCCCACUACGGGACAGCCUUCCCAGCCCUGGCCUCCCGCCCCCAGUUUGAGUACAGCGACCACCAGCCGUCCACCUCCUACUACAGCCACGGCGCCCAGCCCUCCGGCAUCUACUCUGCCUUCUCCUACAUGGGUCCUUCGCAGCGGCCCCUGUACACAGCCAUCGCUGACCCCGCCACCGUCCCACAAUCCCACAGCCCCACCCACUGGGACCAGCCUGUCUACACCACCCUGUCCCGUCCAUGAGGGGGUGUCUGGUCUGUCCCUGGGGAGAUGGGUGGAGAUUUUGGGGCUGAUUUUUCCAUUUCCCUGCUUCUGAAUUUGUGGCACUGAACUUUUUGGGGAGAAAAAUAAAUAAUAAUAAUUCAAAUCUCAGUAGCCAUGUCGGUCCGCCAGUAUUAGGGCCCCCCCUCCACUUCCUGUCCAAAAAAAGGGACCCUUAUUCUCGCGCACCAACAUGGAAGCUUUUCAAACAAGUGAAAGUUCAGCUCCACAAUGAUGAGGUGAGCAGCAGAAGAGGUAUCUAUGAAACACUUGUGGGUUUUUCCAAAAGGACAGUUUGUUUGUUAGUCGGUCUGUUUCCACGGUAGAUCAAAAUAUCUGGACGGGGUGAACGAAGCGGUCCGGUAUAUCCAGGCUGAGUCGUCUUGACUGCAGCGCUGCGGUUUCUGUUCAUUUGUAAGGGGUGAAUGAUUAGGUGAAUUACUCGGCGGUUUCAUUCUGUCUUUGUUUCCAUCUGACCCUGGUUACCGAGUCGAAUGCAGGUUUGAAAACGGUCCUGACUGUUUCCAUUAGCAGCAAACCGGUUUGAAUUUGGACUCUGCCAGCCAGCACUAGUUAGGAUUGGGGUACGUUGACAGGCACCAAGUCUUUUGAGAAUCAAAAAAAACAACCAAACACCUGAGAAUCAAAUGGACACCAAAUAGAUAUACAUAAAGAACUCCUCCCCAUAGGCUUACCAUGUUUGAUGUCAUGAUGCAGCAGCCAUGCAUUAAGAACAAACGUUUACUAUUGAGAGACAACUGAACCCUUCUAGAAGUGUGCCAUAGUUAAAAGAACAGCAAAGUAAUAAGCACAGUGAAAGCUAAAGCACAGGGAAGCAUUGUAAAGCACAGAGAGGUGUGGUAAAGCAUAGGGAAGCAUUGUAAAGCACAGAGAGAUGUGGUAAAGCAUAGGGAAGCAUUGUGAAGCACAGAGAGGUCUGGUGAAGCAUAGGGAAGCAUUGUAAAGCACAGAGAGGUGUGGUAAAGCAUAGGGAAGCAUUGUAAAGCACAGAGAGGUCUGGUAAAGCAUAGGGAAGCAUUGUAAAGCACAUAAAGGUCUGGUAAAGCAUAGGGAAGCAUUGUAAAGCACAUAAAGGUCUGGUAAAGCACAGGGAGGUGUGGUAAAACAUAGCAAACCAGGGUAAACUAGGUUAAAUGCAGAGUAUAAACAUGGUGAAACUGCAGGAAUAACUUUUUUAAGGUUAUCCCUGAACAGUGUGAAUAAGACUUGUGAAGAAGAGGCUGUGAAGAACAAGCUGAGAAAGUCAGUCAUGUUGCCACAGUGGCGUGUGUUCAGGGUUAAAGAAGAAAUCCCUGCACUGCGUGUGGAGGAGCCCAGGAAGAAUUGCAGUCCAAUUGUAACCAAUCUCCAGCUGUAGAAACCAGACCCUGCCACUCCCUGGCAUGCUGUGUGCUCUCUGCGAUACCAGCAGCCCUCAGAUUUUCAAUGAAAAAUAUAUUUUCUUCUUUCCAUUGCUUUUGAUAUGGAGGGAGGAGACGAUGGCAUCCUUCCGGCUCCUAUGAGACUAGCAAGCAAAUGCAUGACAGUCUUCCAUGUGUCCCCCAUGCUUUAUAUAUAAAGACUACAAGAGAGUUUUGUAUCCAUCCCUAUAUGAGGUCGCCAUGCAUGAAAGAGUUAAAGAUAUUUCACCCCUGAAGGGAGAGCCAGAGAACGAUAUGAACAACUACACCUGUGACCUACAGCACUUCCUGGGUGCCAGACUUUGCAAUUCCAAUUAUAAUUCCAAUUACAGCUGCAUUGUUUAUGGAAAUUCCAAUUCCAAUUCUGUUUUGUUCAAUUAGAAUUCUGCUGCAGUACAAUUCUAAUGCUUUAGAUGGUGAGGCUUUUUAAUGUGGGGCUACAGUACAACACCAUGGGACCACUGAUGUGCACUGCAGUACUGACCUGGGUGAAGACUACAGCUAUGCAGCUAUGGCCAAGAGUUUUGCAUCUUCCCCCUAUACAAUGAACUUGUUUUGCUUCAUAAAGUCCAAUGAAAGCUGCUAAAUAAUGUCCCCUUGUUAACAUAUUGAAUUCCACCCCCUCUAUAUAGAAUGAACUCACUCAGCUUCAUAGAGUCCAAUGAAAGCUGCUGAAUAAUGUUCCCUUGUUAACAUAUUGAAUUGCACACCCUCUAUAUAGAUUAAUUAUUUGUUUAUUUAGCAGACGCCUUUAUCCAAGGCGACUUACAGAGACUAGGGUGUGUGAACUAUGCAUCAGCUGCAGAGUCACUUACAACUACAUCUCACCCGAAAGACGGAGCACAAGGAGGUGAAGUGACUUGCUCAGGGUCACACAAUGAGUUAGUGGCUGAGGUGGGAUUUGAACCGGGGACCUCCUGGUUACAAACCCUUUUCUUUAACCACUGGACCACACAGCCUCACUCAGCUUCAUAGAGUCCAAUGAAACCUGCUGAAUAAUGUUCCCUUGUUAAUAUAUUGAAUUCCACCCCCUCUAUAUAGAACAAACUCACUCAGCUUCAUAGAGUCCAAUGAAAGCUGCUGAAUAAUGUUCCCUUGUUAACAUAUUGAAUUCCACCCCCUCUAUAUAGAAUGAACUCACUCAGCUUCAUAGAGACCAAUGAAAGCUGCUGAAUAAUGUUCCCUUGUUAACAUAUUGAAUUCCACCCCCUCUAUAUAGAAUGAACUCACUCAGCUUCAUAGAGACCAAUGAAACCUGCUGAAUAAUGUUCCCUUGUUAACAUAUUGAAUUGCACACCCAGCGCUUUGUAGUUUUCCAGAUACUAAACGAAAAACUGACUGGAGAAAAUGUGACAUUUCGAAAUCUAAUAUAAAAUACUACUGGACUGCUAUUAGGGCUCCCGGUAAACCUUUUUGUUUACAUAAUGUUAAAUAAAAGAUCUAAAUUCUUUUCAUAGUGCUUUUUUUAAUUUCUCAAUCCUAAAUUUAUAGGUUAUGCAAAACCUUUGGCCAUAGUUGUAAAGUCAUAUCACAACAUUUUCAAUAGCUUCCCAGUACUGAAUUUUAUUAAAAUAUAUACAAAUUUUGAAUAUUGUCUUUUUUUUUAUUAACUAAAAUGAAGGAUUUUUUUUGUUACUGUUGUAUGAAAAAAAAAAAAACUAAUAAUAAUGGAGUUGUAUUAUUCUUUGUUCCACUGUAACUCUAGACCACUUCCCAUUUUUGCAAUAAUAUGUUUGAGAAAUGUGGUUUCGUUCUUGUAAAUAUGUUUUUUCGGUGUAAAAUAUGACCUUUUACCUUCUGCAUUGUGUUUCCCGUUGCUUUAUAUUUUCCACAACCCGCUUGUUCAAACUGAAGAGAAAAAGUGGCCUAGUGGUGAGAGAUGAGGGACCUGGAGUGAGGAGACCCAGUUGAACCCCAAUCAUAUCUAUUUAUAAGCUUUUGAUUUUGUGCAAGUUGGGGCCAAAUAUUGUUUAUUGUGCUAAAGUUUUAAAUUAAAUUUUAUUCUCUCUCUCUCUGUCUCUAAAAAGCUACAUUUAGGGCACUUUUUUAAUUUAAAUAUGAUACAUUAACUUUCUGUGCCUGGUUUUAUAAAGCAACACACGUUUCCGGUCAGUAUACCAUUUGUAUUUUAUUAUUAUUAUUAUUAUUAUUAUUAUUAUUAUUAUUAUUGCUUCCUUUCAAAAUGUCAAAGACCUGCUUUUAUUAUUUUUAUUAUUAUUAAAUUUAUAUUAAAAAGUUAUUUAUAUUUGCUGAAAAAAUGAAUUUGUAUCCUCUGUUUUAACACCUGUUUCUCACAAUCUUGUAUCAAAAAAAACAAUGUGUUUUUUUUUUUUGUUGUUGGUUUUUGUGUGAUUUGAACUCUGUAAAUAUUAGCCUUACUGAAAAAGUAGAGUUGUAGCGAUCUUUAUUAACUCCUCUGACACUAAAUAAAAUAAAUAUUCUUUCUUUUUUAAA